Molecule: messenger RNA, 2139 nt
Organism: Naegleria gruberi
Lineage: Eukaryota; Heterolobosea; Eutetramitea; Acrasida; Naegleriidae
Exons: 1
Coding region: 1-2139 (712 amino acids)
Source: RefSeq, a predicted model, not a curated record
AUGAAGAAUCAAUCAGGACCAGUAGCUACCAUAGUAGGGCUGAUACUACUUUCAACCUCCUCCUCUCCGAGUCAUAAUUACAAAUCUAUUAAUUAUUAUUAUAAGAGUUUGAUAAUUUAUUUAAUAUUUACGAUUUUUCAAAGUUUAAUAACAGUACAUGCCCAACAAACAUUUCCACCAACGUUAAAUUAUCAAGGCUAUCAACUACUCCUUUCCAAGAAUCAACUCCUCAUCAGAGCAACUACCUCCACUCUACUCACUUCCAAUAAUUUGGGAGCAAGUCUUUCAUCACCAUCCGAAAUUCAAGGUGGUUUUGUCAUUCAGAAUACUGUGUUUUAUGUACAGAAUGUUAUUGGAGGAAGUUUUGAAUUGGUAACUACCACUACUAGUGGUACAAAUAGUUCGAGUGUUGUUACAUCCUUUUCUUCAGAGGCUAUUCAACAGGGAAGAGUUUACUUUGUGCCAAAUGUUGGAUUGGAUAUUAAUUUGAAACCUUCGUAUAGUGUUUGGGCUCAAGGCUUGUUGGUCAAUUCAUCUACCUUACUUAGUGUUGCAUUGUUAAAUAGUACAACAAUUUCGAGUGCUCAAGUGACCUUUACGAGAUGGAAUACAGGAUUGAUUGGAGCUCCAAAACCAGUUGUGUUCAAUAGGUCAAAUUCAACUCACGUCAUUAUUGAAGUGAACAUGUUCAAGAGAAAUAUCGAUGGACCUCCAGCUUCUUCCUUUAUGGUUGGUCUAGCCAACAGUGCUACUUGUACCAGUGAUUAUAAUACUGUAUUGAACUCUCUGUCUGAUGGUUUUGUAAAAAGUGCAGAGACUGAAACGUAUCAGACCUUUGUCCUCAUUCAGACAAUUGCUGCUCACUUGGCCAAUCCAAAUGUUGUCAAGAUUUCUAAGGGAAUUUACAUUGAUGUUAGGGUUUCUGUAUUUAUGACUUAUAUGAUUACAAAUCCAGGCAGUUCAUGUCAGAGAAUUCAAUAUACGGAAGAUUUAAUUACUCAAGCCAAUUUGAUAGCUCAACAGAAUGGUAAUUCUAAUACUCCUCAAAUGAGUCUCACUCCAACACGAUUGAUAGUUUCAGAUUCGAGUCAGUUGCUACUUUCACUUCUUCUCACUGUUACUGGUUUGAAUACUGCAAAUUUAUUCAAUUGGCAACUCACUGGUCCUAAAGCAUUCACUCUCAAUUAUCCAAUUUUGGCUGAUGUCCAAGGAGAUACCAAAUAUUGGCAAUUUUCAUUCGCAUCCAACUCUGUAUCAGAUGGUGAGGAUUUUAGUGGAACGUAUACAUUUAAAUUCGAGGCACAAGUGAGUGGUGAAGCUACAUCAAAAUUUUACCAGCUCUCAAUUACUCUGCAAUAUUCUAUACCAGAUGGUGAAGGUGUUUCAGGAGGAGGUGGAUUACCAUUCGACACUGAAAUUAACACUUAUUAUGAUAAUAAUUUUGGUACAAAUCAACCCCAGACUCAGAUCAAGAAGACACAGCAAGCAUUUAUCAAAGUUUCCACAGUGCUCAUUUCAACAUCGUUGGGUACUGUCUCACCAAUUCCAAGUUCAAAACAAAUUGCGCCAUACAACAUAUUUAUUUGUUGCACCAAGAAUUUCCAGGCAAUGCCAUCCAAUCAAUGUAGACAAUACGAUGCAACCGUCAUGACCUACCAGAAACAGCUGAUGAUCAAUGGAACGAUAAGUUCAGACUCUGAUGUUGUUUCUAAAUUCAAACUGAAAUCUCCAGAGACUAUUAAAGGAAUCACAGAUUGGGGUACUCUCAGACACAUUUAUGCAUUCAGUAUGUAUAUGACUGCUCUUGUAACAGGAGUGGAUAAGAGAUGCUAUCUUGCCAUAGAUACCUAUUUGGUGAAUGCUGACCUACCAGUUCUUAGAGGUUUGCAAGCUAACACUCUCUCUGCAGCCUCUAACAUUUCUACCUCAACCAGAGCUUUUGAUUUGAUUGAAGUGAUUGCUGCAACUUCAUCCUCCAAGAAACCACAAAAGAGUGUGCAUGCAUCUGCAUCGAAAAAGAACGGAUUUGGCUCUGUGGACUACAUUUGUGAUAGCAGUGCUCCAUCUACCAUGAGGUAUAAUUACCACAUUGUAGUUGUGAUAAUCUUUACUUUGAUAUUGGUAAACGUUAUCACUUAA